UUCAGUGAUCACGUGAUCCUGGUUCCCGGCCGGCCCACGACUAAUGGAGUAGAGUUGUACAACAAGUAAAAGGGAAAAAGUGAAAGAAUGAGCUCUCCUGAAGACAAUACUUCUUAUGUUGAUGCCUCGCCUAAUAAAAUACCUCGGUCUACAUCAAAUUCGAUGGACAAAUCUCGCUCAAGAUCUUAUUUAACUAAAGACAUAUCCAUAUCCAUAGAUGAGGGGGAUGCCUUGAAGAAAAUCAGUGAAGAGGCUGAAGAGAAGCUGCAGAGGGAGAAAAAGAAGACAGCUGAAGCACGAAGUUAUUAUAUUCAGAAAAGAGUUCAAGAGCAGGCAAAUUAUUCCGACGAAGAAGGAGAAAGUGGAGGAGGAGGAGAUGGAGUGACGACAACAUCGACUCCAAUUAAUAGAAGGUUGUUGGAUCAUGAUACAGGCAGUCCCUUACUGUCACGAGGGCCAGUGCGUUCCUCUAGUAGGCCUUCAUCAUCUCUUGGUUACAGUGAUGAUAACUUAGCUAAUGGGAUAGACAAACAUGAGAAGUAUUUAGAGUUAGAGAGUAAAUAUAAGGAGGCACUAGUAUCACAGGCAAAACUGUACGAUGAGAAAACUGCCCUUGUUUACCAGGUGGAGACACUAAAGGAUCAGCUUGAAGACAGUCAACAGACAAAUUACCAGUUGAAACAAAGUGCUCAGAGACAACAAUCACAAAUACUCUUAUCAAAACAUACUGAGGAUUCAUUGCAUGGUGAUAUAGAUAAACUAAGACAUCAGAUACGCUACAGGGAUGAUUUCAUGGAGACUCAUGGAUUACAUUUACCAACAAUAGAAGAGGAGGAUGAAACUGAAACAGAAAAAAUGACCAUACAAUUUUUUCCAAUGGAAGAGAGAGACCAGUUAUUAAAACAGAUUUCGGAUCUCAAAGCCGAAAUAGAAGACGUCAAAACAAACAUGGUAGUGACUCCUCCCUCCGACUCUCUUCUCAGAGGAGAAGAAACCAAAGACAUAGUCCGAGAGAGCACAAGACUUGUGAGUGAGUAUAAAAACAAGUUGCAGUUAUCUGAUGCUGAGAACACUAGACUUGAAGGAACAGUUGAAAGGUUAAAGGGUCAAGUUGUUAGAUAUAAAACACAGCUAGAGGAAAUGGAGAAGAGAGAGGAUGAAUUGCUGAAAGAGAAAAGGGCUCUGUCUCGAGAGGCAAGAAGAUUGCAAUCAACAGUGGAUGAUCUAGAAUCAGAUAAUGAACUAUUAAAGAGAAGAGUUGAGCAGAUGAGAAAGAAGCAAAAAGACUAGCCCAUACUCAUUCCUUUUUCGUUUCCUUCUCAUUCCUCCUUCCAUUUCUCUUUCUCUUUUAGCUUGCAUUCACUCAACCAGGUGCAACUUGCACUGUAUGUUCAUUAGCUCUGAUGACAUGAUUUUGAUUUGCCAUUGUCUCUUAAUUUUAUUUUACUAUGUGGGCUGGCUAUUAUUUUUA
Messenger RNA from Amphimedon queenslandica, 1471 nucleotides. Its product is annotated as leucine-rich repeat flightless-interacting protein 2-like. The record is from RefSeq and is a predicted model, not a curated record. Lineage: Eukaryota; Metazoa; Porifera; Demospongiae; Haplosclerida; Niphatidae. The transcript has 13 exons. The coding region runs from base 88 to 1290 and encodes 400 amino acids. Gene Ontology annotation, biological process: regulation of DNA-templated transcription.